GUUUUUGUCCAAUGAUGGAAGUUUGUGUGUGUGGGACCGAGUUGUUCUGUUCGCGAACAGAGAACAAGAGCUGCCGCCUGGCUUCCCCAACAAAAAGGAGCAAAGUUCCCCGUGCACUCGGUUGUCACGCCGUCCCGCGUUGAGCCGCCUCCACAGCCAUUACCACCACCGCCACCACCACCACUACCACCACAAACAUGAACAAACUGGCGUCCGACUGGUUCAGCGAGCUCAGCCCGCUCUGGCCACACCAGUGCUUCUCCAUCAAGGUCAAGAGUGUGUUACACGAGGAGCAGUCCAAGUACCAAAAUAUUGUUGUUCUUGACAGUGAGGUGUACGGACACGUGUUGACGUUGGACGGCGUGAUCCAGUGCACGGAGAGGGACGAGUUUUCUUAUCAGGAAAUGAUCUCGUUUUUACCUUUGACGAGUCACGCCGACCCGAAAAAGGUUGGUUGGUUGGUCAUGAUUGACCAUUGA
Molecule: messenger RNA, 479 nt
Organism: Notodromas monacha
Lineage: Eukaryota; Metazoa; Arthropoda; Ostracoda; Podocopida; Cyprididae
Source: the annotation of a GenBank genome assembly